UUCCAAUGGUCAAUAGAUUGGCUUUAAAUAGAAGACCUAUAUCAAGAUAUGGAGUUGAAAAUUGCAUUAGGUGCUAUGAUUUGGCUUAAGGAUAUGUACUUCCACUUGGGAAGUGUUACACUGUAUGGAAUGCUGGUUGUAUGGAAUAUGUCCCAGAUGACUGUAGCUCAACUCCGACCUUCUUCUAUUUAUCAGACAAGGUCCAGCUUGGAUUGGCCACCGGUACAGAACGAAGAUAAUUUCUUUAUACCAAUUUCCGAACGCUUCACCUCCGUUAAACACGCUCAAGAUAGUGGAUUAUUACAAAGUUUAAAGAGGGUCCGAGAAAGAAUGAUAGCCGAAAAGAGUGAAAUACUUCCUUGGUCAUGUAACUGUAAAUAUGGUUGGAGAGAUUUAGGGAGCGGGUACAAUCCGAGGUUUGUUAGAGAAGGUUCAUGUCGAAGUAAAACGUGUUGGUUUGGUCAUUUUGCUUGUAGAACAAUAUAA
Messenger RNA from Ruditapes philippinarum (Manila clam), 486 nucleotides. RefSeq lists its product as uncharacterized. The record is from RefSeq and is a predicted model, not a curated record. Lineage: Eukaryota; Metazoa; Mollusca; Bivalvia; Venerida; Veneridae. Gene Ontology annotation, molecular function: signaling receptor binding. Bases 49 to 486 code for a protein of 145 amino acids. The transcript has 2 exons.